CUAAGUCAGAGGCGGCACCUGAGCGUCUCUCCUCUCUCUCCGCGGGGAAGUUGACGCAGCUCCACGCGCGCCAGUCCGUCCGCGCGUCCGCGUCGCUCCCGGCGCAGCUCGCGCCUCAAUCCCACAUUCCAGGAGAGAGGCACGCGGCGUGCGUCCGAGGGCGUGGAUAUAUCUUGAGUGGUUUGAUGGAUCACUCUGAACGACCCGGCGCCCGUUACGCGGGAGCGGUGCGAUUUUUCGGACAUUAACGCUUAUGGAUCUCACAAAGUGAUGUUGAACCUGACACCUCAGCUGCGCGAAUAGAAAGUUUCUGUCAGGUUGACAGGGGGAGAACAUGGACGUCGAAGGUCUCAUUCAGCACAUUGAACGAGACAUGGAGGCCACUUCCUUUCCUUUAUCAGACACCACCGGCUGGCUGGACGACGGGAACGAGACGACUGGGAACCAGUUCCAGCAGCCCCAUUGGCAGGUGGCUCUGUGGGCCAUCGCCUACUCCCUCAUCAUCCUGGUGUCCGUCACCGGUAACGUAACCGUGAUCUGGAUCAUCCUCGCUCACAGGCGCAUGCGCACCGUCACAAACUACUUCAUCGUCAACCUGGCCUUCUCCGACGUCUCCAUGGCAACCUUCAACACGCUGUUCAACUUCGUCUACGCGCUUCACAACGACUGGUACUUUGGCCUGGCGUACUGUCGCUUUCAGAACUUCUUCCCCAUCACUGCCAUGUUCUCGUCCAUAUACUCGAUGGCCGCCAUCGCAGUGGACAGGUACAUGGCCAUCAUCCACCCCCUCAAGCCCCGGCUCUCCUCCACCUCCACCAAGGUUGUGAUCGCGUUGAUCUGGAUCGUGGCGAUCGCUCUGGCGUUCCCGCAGUGCUACUACAGCGUGACCCAGUUCUACUUCCCCAGAACCGUGUGCUUGGUGGACUGGCCCGAUGAUUAUGGGGGGAAACAUCAACUAAGUUACCAGUAUGCGCUGAUACUGCUGAUCUACCUGCUCCCUCUGCUGGUGAUGCUCGGGACCUACAGCCUGGUGGGCCAGACGCUGUGGGGCGCUCACAUCCCCGGGGAGGCGUCGGACCAUUACCACAGCCAGAUCACCGCCAAGAGGAAGGUGGUGAAGAUGAUGGUUGUUGUGGUGGUGACCUUUGCCCUUUGCUGGCUGCCCUACCACGUCUACUUCAUACUGGGAUCAUUUAACAGAGACAUUUAUAAACAACGCUACAUUCAACAGGUGUAUCUGGCCAUAUUCUGGUUGGCGAUGAGCUCGACCAUGUACAAUCCAAUCAUUUACUGUUGUCUCAACCAAAGGUUCCGCGCCGGUUUCCGCCACGCCUUCGCUUGGUGCCCCUUCAUCAAGGUGACGGAGGAGGACAAGAUGGAGCUGCAGCACACGCACACCUUCAGGGUGACCAUGACCCGCAGCCAGCGCAACAACAGCGCGCACGUGCACGUGCACGCGCACGCCUCGGCCAGGUCGAACUCCAACCCCGGCAGGGAGCCGAGCGCCAGGAGGGACGUGGGCCCGAGCCUCAAGGAGCUCGUUCACGACUCGCACGCGGCGAGGAGGCCGGAGGACGCGAGAUCAGCAGCAGCCGAGCUCAUGGACGACGGCCCCCCGCGGUGAAGCCGACAGCGUGAACGAGAGGGCAGACAGGUGGAAGCAGGGGUGGCAGCUGAGAGGCAGCUUCUGGUGACUCAACCAACACAAAGCUGGUGACCCCUGACCCCCCAGCGGGGGAGCACCUGUCCCUUUGGGUCCUUUGACUCGUGCAGAUGGAUGAUUUUGAUUUGCAGAUGGUGGAAAAGUCCAAAGAGGAGUUUAUGAUCUUCACCACUUUUCUUUUUCAGUUCUUCUAAAGCUGCAAACGGUGACACUCCAGUGUAGCCGGGGUUGAGGCUCCUUUGGUUGUUAGUGGUUCUCUAGUUAGUGCACAGAAUGGAUGGAUCCACAAAAACCAAACUCAAUACUGUCCAAGACGCAGGACAUCAAACAUAAAGAAAAGUUGUUCAAAAAUAUUUAUUAAAAUGCUACUGACCCCAUUGAAAAAUUCAUAUUUAAUCUUACUACUAAUUAAAUUAGCUUCAAAGCGCAGGUUAGCUACAUCAGUAGCUAAAAAAAGGCUUGUGCUCAUUCAUUACAUUCAUCCAUAGCUGCUUUCGUGCAGGUGUCCAGUUUAUCUCAGGGCUGAUAUACAGAGAAACUGGCCUGACUCCAUUUCUACUGUUGCAAAGGAAAAGACAUACGUGUGUUUGUGGCUAAGUGAUGAUGACUAAUGACUCUGGGACCAGAGUGCUGCAGCCUGUUGCCAGGUUCAGAGGCGUCGAGGGUCAUAAACACAGUAUCAUGGAUCCAUUCCAACACUGUUUGUCAUAUUAUCACAUAUCUGUUGCCGUGCACUGCACUUCACUGGGUCGUACAACAGUUUUCUCCUGUAAAGUCCUGGUUAAACAGUAAAAGUGAUGUGAAAUGUAAGUUUGCUAUUUAAAGUUAUUACUGUAAAAUAUGGUGACGACCUUUUGUGUGUGUUGUUGUUUGAAGUAUUUACGCCAUGAUGUUACGUCAUGUGGGAAAAAAACAUCUGUGAUUUGUGUUUGUCAGACAAAUAAAAGACAGACGGACA
Molecule: messenger RNA, 2621 nt
Organism: Betta splendens (Siamese fighting fish)
Lineage: Eukaryota; Metazoa; Chordata; Actinopteri; Anabantiformes; Osphronemidae
Gene: tacr2
Product: tachykinin receptor 2
Exons: 8
Coding region: 335-1624 (429 amino acids)
Biological process (GO): G protein-coupled receptor signaling pathway; positive regulation of flagellated sperm motility
Cellular component (GO): plasma membrane; sperm midpiece
Molecular function (GO): substance K receptor activity
Source: RefSeq, a predicted model, not a curated record